GAUUAUCUAUUAGUCAUCCUGCUCUAUAUAUAACCAUCAGAGGGAAGAUUGAAUCUUCAGAAACAAAAAAUCCUAAACAAGAAGUCAUCCUUUCUUAAAUAAUUCCUUAAAACUUUCUUCAUGGCUGCUCAAAACCAUGUCCAACUUACUGUCCUUAAAGAACAUGAUAACCAGAACCAAAACGAAGUACCUGAAGAAGAAUUUGACUACUCCCAAAGGGCACAAUGGCUUAGAGCUGGUAUAUUAGGAGCCAAUGAUGGAGUGGUUACUACUGCAUCUUUGAUGAUGGGUGUUGGAGCUGUCCAGAAAGACGUUAACGCCAUGAUCCUAAUCGGCUUUGCAGCAUUGUUUGCUGGUGCUUGUAGCAUGGCUAUAGGAGAGUUUGUUUCUGUGUACUCUCAACUGGACAUAGAGCUAGCUCAAAUUAAGAGAGAGAACACAAUAAGAGGACAGAAUCAUGAAGAGCAAGGAGAAGAAGACAAGAAGGAAGGACUCCCAAAUCCAUUUCUGGCAGCCAUAGCUUCAGCUGUUGCAUUUUCAUUGGGUGGAAUAAUACCAAUUCUUGCAGCUGGAUUUAUAUCUAACCAUAAGGUCAGAAUGGCUGUGGUGGUGGCUGCAGUGAGCGUGGCAUUGUUUGUAUUUGGAGGGGUUGGUGCUGUUCUUGGCAGAACUCCUGCAGUGAGGUCUUGUGCCAGAGUUUUAAUUGGUGGUUGGAUGGCUAUGGCAAUUACCUUUGGGCUUACCAAACUGAUCGGCUCUGCUGGCAUGGAGAUGUGAUUGAAACUUUAUGUUCCUGUCUCUUUUCCUAGUUAGAGUCAUCUGUUUAAGAAAUGUCUGUACUGUUGGACUAAAUCUCCUGGAUAAGACUUGAAUAAAUGAAAGAAAUCUUUGCCUUAUGGUUCUGAUAUGAA
This is a messenger RNA of Nicotiana tabacum (common tobacco), 911 nucleotides long. RefSeq names its product vacuolar iron transporter homolog 4-like. Gene Ontology annotation, molecular function: manganese ion transmembrane transporter activity. The record is from RefSeq and is a predicted model, not a curated record. NCBI's taxonomy places the organism in Eukaryota, Viridiplantae, Streptophyta, Magnoliopsida, Solanales, Solanaceae. Gene Ontology annotation, biological process: intracellular manganese ion homeostasis.